Anarrhichthys ocellatus (wolf-eel) is the source of this 5047-nucleotide messenger RNA. RefSeq names its product leucine-rich repeat containing G protein-coupled receptor 4 (gene lgr4). Gene Ontology annotation, cellular component: plasma membrane. Gene Ontology annotation, biological process: activation of adenylate cyclase activity; hormone-mediated signaling pathway; adenylate cyclase-activating G protein-coupled receptor signaling pathway. The record is from RefSeq and is a predicted model, not a curated record. NCBI's taxonomy places the organism in Eukaryota, Metazoa, Chordata, Actinopteri, Perciformes, Anarhichadidae. The coding region runs from base 717 to 3653 and encodes 978 amino acids. The transcript has 18 exons. Gene Ontology annotation, molecular function: protein binding; G protein-coupled peptide receptor activity.
GAACAGUUGUUACCUGACUUUUCUCCCCCCUAGCUGCUCAUGAGUGUGCAGCGGUAGGCUCUCUGACGUUGUGGUGCAGGUCUGGAGUGUUGCACAGGCCCAGUGCUGCAGGUUGUCCGGUAGGGUGCCCGCCGAGCUACAAGCAUGCUGUUGAUGUCAGGAGCAGAGGAGGGGAACGUGAGCAAUAGCUGAAAACUGUCGGUGCUCUUCUGUAAGGAAACAAACCACGUUUAACUGAACGUCUCACCGCCACCGGAUCAGCCCUUUAGCGACGCAUUAGCAGGCACCGCUCGUUUCUCUUUUUUUUGUGGUUAUUUAAUGGGACAGCGAAAAACGCAGAAAACGCAAGGUAGGCUACCGCUCCUGUCGCGAGCUCUGCUACUUUAUUUUCAUGGACUAAUACGACACACACACACACACACACACACGGGGGGGUUGAGAAAUGUUUCACUGGAAGGUAAAACGCUCGUCUUCGAAGACAAUGUUUGGUUGUUAACGCUAGCUGGACCGUUUACGUGGAUAUUUUGGGUCGGGCUCGUGAAUGUAUGAAGUGCUCGGACGUUGUAUGUUGUUUUGAAAAGCGUCGGUCAGGCUUCAUCUCUUCAUGCCUCAAACCGACCAACCACAUGAGAAGUCGACGUCCGGACUAAAUUAAACCACAAAGAAAAAGGGCCCUCCUGUUUUCACCGCGGUCACCUGAACAGACGAGGAGGACAAUGCGCGUGGAUCUGUUUUGGAUAUGUUUGUGGUGUUUCCUCCGUCCUGGUGCCACCGGUCAAGGGCAGUCGACGGCCGUGUGUUCGCCCUCAUGCAGCUGCGAUGAAGAUGGGGGUGCAGACUGCUCCGGGAGAGGGCUCACCGCCGUCCCAGCCGGGCUCAGUGCUUUCACCUACUACCUUGACCUGAGCAUGAACAACAUCACUGAGCUUCCAGCAUUCGUAUUCAAGAACUUCCCCUAUCUGGAAGAACUACGACUUGCAGGGAAUGACCUGUCAUUCAUCCACCCUGAAGCCCUGUCUGGACUGCAUCAGCUCAAAGUCCUAAUGCUCCAGAAUAAUCAGCUGAAGACUGUGCCCAGUGCAGCCCUGAAGACUCUUCUUUCUCUCCAGUCUCUUCGGCUGGAUGCGAACCACAUCACUACAGUUCCAGAAGACAGUUUUGAAGGCCUUCAGCAGCUGCGCCACCUCUGGUUGGAUGAUAACAACCUGACGGAAGUCCCGGUCGGUUCUCUGAGACACCAGGCGAACCUGCAGGCUCUGACGUUGGCACUCAACCGCAUCUCGCACAUACCAGACAAUGCCUUCGCGAACCUUACCAGUCUAGUUGUGCUACAUCUUCAUAACAACAGAAUUAAGGAGAUAGGAGACACCUGUUUUUCUGGACUCGUGAACCUGGAGACACUAGAUCUUAACUUCAACAACCUGAUGGUUUUUCCCAAAGCUAUAGAGGCCCUGCCCAAACUCAAGGAACUCGGGUUUCACAGCAAUGAUAUUGCCUCCAUCCCUGAAGGGGCCUUCCAUAACAACCCCCUGCUGCGAACCAUACAUCUGUAUGACAACCCGCUGUCCUUCGUGGGCGCUUCGGCUUUCCAGAAUCUGUCUGACCUGCACUCUCUGAUGCUGCGUGGGGCCAGCAUGAUGCAGGACUUCCCCAUCCUUACGUGGACUAAUAACCUGGAGAGUCUGACCCUGUCGGGAACCCAGAUAUCGUUCAUCCCCGCUGAUCUGUGUGAGAACCUCAAGUUGCUUCGGACACUAGACCUGUCCUACAAUGAGCUCAAGGAGCUGCCAUCCCUCCAGGGCUGCAUCCGACUGCAGGAGAUAAGCUUUCAACACAACCGUAUUCAACAGAUAGACAGGGACACUUUCCAGGGGCUCUCUGGACUCCGUUUACUAGACCUGAGUAGAAAUGAAAUCCGAGUUAUCCACAGAGAUGCUUUCCUCUCCCUCACUGCGCUCACCAACCUAGAUCUGAGUCUGAACUCUCUGACUGUGAUUCCAACAACUGGACUGAGCGCACUCAGUCAGUUGAAACUCUCGGGGAACCCGCAGAUGAAAAAUGUCUUGACUGCAAACAACCUGCCCAAACUCAGGUCCAUCUCUGUCCCGUAUGCCUACCAAUGCUGUGCUUUCGUUGGAUGUGACUCAUCGGCGGGUUCAUCUGAGGAAAACGACGUCAAGAAAUCUGCAGGACGGGAGGAUGUCGAAAGAAUUUCAAUGCUUAUGCAUUGCUCUCCUUCCCCAGGAGCCUUCAAGCCUUGUGAACACUUGCUGGGUAACUGGAUGAUUCGUCUGACGGUCUGGUUCAUCUGUCUGGUGUCGUUGGUCUUCAACAGCCUGGUGCUGGUGGCCACCUUCUCCCCCACACACAGAGCCGCAGGCCAUUCCCACUCCCUAGCUCCGUCUCUUUCCCCAGCCCGGCUUCUGAUGGGGUUACUGGCCCUGGCCAACCUGCUAACAGGCAUGUAUGUCGGCGUGCUGACCAUGCUCGACGUUGCCACCUGGGGCUCGUUUGCUGAGUUCGGUGUGUGGUGGGAGAUGGGACCCGGCUGUCAGGUCACAGGAGCUCUGGCCGUCUUCUCGUCAGAGUGGGCGGUGUUGUUACUCUCACUGGCGGCCGUGGAGCGCAGCGUGGCCGUGCGUACGAUACUCGGCAAGGUAAUGAUGUCACCCAGGAGGAACGUCGGCAGCCAUCGCGGGUGCUGGAGAGGAGAUCGACGCUUCAGCCUUGCUGCGGGACUACUGGGGCUGCUGGCUGCUGCUGGAGCCUGCCUGCCUCUCCUGACUUUAAGUGACCAAUCGGCCUCUCCUCUCUGCCUGCCCUUUGCUGGUGGAGAGAGUCCAGCUCUGAGUGUUACAGUUGUUCUGGUGCUGCUCAAUGCGCUGGCUUACUUGUUCACUGCAGCUGUGUACACCCAGCUGUACUGCCACCUGGGCAGGGUGGAGCUGGCCGAUCCGGAGCAAACAGGUGCCCUGCGACACGUGGCCUGGCUCAUCUUCACCAACUGCAUCUUCUUCUGCCCCGUGGCAGCUUUCUCCUUCGCCCCUCUCUUAACUGGCUCUACAGCCGGCGGCCCAGAGAUCGCCAAGUCUGUCAUCCUCAUUUUUUUCCCGCUGCCGGCCUGCCUGAACCCAGUGCUGUAUGUGUUCUUCAGCCCGGCCUUCAGGGAGGACUGGCUGAGACUACGCGGCUGCGGAGGAUUGACUCGGGAGGUGAAGGCUGGUACUGAAAUUCACGGAGAUGCUGGUGGCGGAGGGUCAGAGCUCACAGACAGUGGCUCCUCCACCCACCUGGGCUUUGACUGUGGGAUGUACUCCCAGCUUUGUGGAGAGACUGUUGUAUGCGAGCAGUGCGAGGCUGCACUGCAUGCCAGGACCUGCUCCUCUCCCUCGUCCUCCACAGUCUGUAGACACUUGAUGAAGUCUCACAGCUGUCCCACCCUCCUGGCGGGAGCAGCAGUCUGCCAGCGUGCUGAGGGGUUUUGGGCAGACAGCAGCACACCCUCUGCUCAGUCUGAGUACGCAGACGAGGGGGACUCGUUUGUGUCGGACAGUUCAGACCAGGUUCAGGCCUGUGGCAGAGCCUGCUUCUGUCAGAGCAGAGGCCUUCCGCUGGUACACUACUCAUACAACAUACCUCGAGUCAAGGACUGAGGACGCUUCAGAGCUCCAUUACGUCUGUGCACAGAUCUCUCUGUCAUGUGAAUUUAGAUUCUACAAGAAUAUAUAAACAAUUUUAUAUCGAACAACAAAAUGUGCCAACUACCCUGCUAAAAGACUUUUCAGCAAGCACUUAUGUUUGUAAUUACUGUGUAAACGGAUGCAACCAAUCAUUUAAAGGGAACUUGGUGUGCUUUUGGAACUUGGAGACCAUUUCUACUUGAGCUGAACUGAGCACAUCAUGUUACAAACUGGUCAGCAAAGGAAAAUCUUGCCACCAGUGCCUGCAUCUUGCUUUCGAUUGGAUCUCAUUAUGUCGCCAGCCUCAAUGUACGUGUCAAAGAUGUUGUGAUUUCUCUGUUUUACCUGUGCUUAUAAGCUUUUUCAAUUUUACUUGUUACACAUCUUGUCAAUUUUUAGGGUUUCUUCACAGCUACUCUUGAUUUUAUACUUUGAUUUUUUUUUUUUUUUUUUUUAAAUAAAUGUAGCAAAUGUAAUAAUCAUCCUAGACUUUUCUGUGUGAAUGUAACUUUCAGGUGGUCUUCACCUACCAGAGGGGAAUAAUGUAACGUCAUCAAUAACCUCUGCCCCGCCUGCCUGUGAUCGUGAUCUAUCGGCGUGAGGAUGGUAUAACUAAACGCCAGUCUAUAAUAAACAUGUCUUUGCUUUAAUUUACUCAGACUAAGAAUGUGAUCAAAGUAGCAGAUAUCCCUGUUAUAGCAACAGCUGUGCUUGGUGGCGGUGAAUCAAUGUUAUUUAUUGUUUGAGCUGCAGGAGGGUGGAGACGAUGUCAGGUGGCCUUUGAAUGAUGAAUAUACAAUAUUACCCAAGCAUUCACCAAAACAACAGCACUUCUCUUUGUUAACUUCUUAACCAAAAACUAUUACACACAUGAAGUUUUAGGUCAUUAUUGUCAUUGGUUCAUUUUUACAUCAUUUUCUGAGUUUUGGCCGUCAUGCUGUUUGAUUAUCAACCUUUUACUUUAUUUUUCUUACCUGCAGAGCUUCAUCAAACCCAACAAGCAUUUCGUUUUCAUAGCAGUAGCGUCUCAAUAAUUAGAUAAGACCUGCUUUCAUCAGAUGGUCAGAUUAAUGUUGUAGAGUCAUUGCUCUGUUGAGUGUAGUGUGUUUAAUGAGCAUACAUAGUUUACUUUCAAUAAAACCUUCCAAUUGAUGUUAAAAAGUUCACAUCAAUCAAAGGAUUCAUUUAACAUUUUGGGAGAUACAUGUACUCCCUGUCUUGCUGACAGUAGGGUGAGAACAUCAAUUCCACUCGUCACAUAUCUGUGUGAACUAUUAAGCUACAGCUAGCUGCUGGUUAGCUUAGCUAAGUAUAAAGACGUGAAGCAGAGAGAAACAGUCAUUUUAAUCUGUUCAAAAACUGAAGGA